CUUCCUGGUUAUCUUUACACGACAUUCACGUGUAGUGAUUUUUUGGAUGAAACCUCAUGGAUGUGUCUGAGUCCAUCAUGUUGAAUGGCAAUGACCACGAAGAUGAAGAAUUUAAACUCUUCCUCAGUGUGCAUACCCCUGCUUUAAAGGCGUCAAACAUUCCUCCGGUGUAUUGGAGAAAUCUGCAUCUGAAACUUGCAAAUGAGGUAUUUGAUGCUGGGGAAGUCUUUGGCAUUAUGCAAGUUGACGACAGUGAAGAGCAGGAGGAAGAGGAAGAGAAUUCCGAAGUGGAGAGAAAGAAAUCCAAUCCUGAAAUAGUUUACAAAGUGAUCGUCACCAGUGAGAGUGGCCUGCAAGCUUCUGCUCCCACCAGUGUUUUCUUAGUGGACCAUGCAUGGACAUAUCGUGUGGAGACAGCAAGGCAGCAGCUAGAGCAGGUUGCCGGUCUGCUGGCACGUAUGGCCAGCUUAAUGGGCCUGGACUUCCAUGGUGAGGCCCCUGACCCUGACACAGUGGACCAAGUGCUGGAGGACAUGUGGCUGUACAACCAGACAUAUCAUCUGUCUCACGGGUCUGCAGAGGAGAAGGUGCCUGUGUGGUACAUCAUGGAUGAGUUUGGCUCUCGGGUGCAGCACUCCAACCAGCCGACAUGCUGUAUGGCGCCCUUCUUCUAUGCCCCCCAGCAGAUAGCCUACACGGUGCUGUGGCCCUUACAGGACUUGGAGAAUGGAGAUGAAGUAACACGUGACUAUGCCUAUGGAGAGACUAAUAACUUGAUCCGUGAAUGCCGGUUGUUGCCAUGGGUACCAUCAGACCUGGAGGGUGUUGGCAGCUGCACCCCUGAACCCCCAAAUCUUUAUUUUGAGGCCAUUAUGGCAGGUAAUAAAGAAACACGUCCUCUGCCUAUUGAGCCCUCCAGUGUACCAGAAGACAAAGUAUUGAAGGUCUACACAGAGAUGAAACAAGUCAGAGAUAAUCUCACACACCCACGAUUUCUGAUGGUUGAGACUGAGGAGGAGGCUGAUGUUCUCUGGAUGUACAAUCAUAUCAGAGACUAUCGCAAGCUGAGUGAAGAGAGGCCUCAUGUCCUUUUAAACCAGUUCCCAUGUGAAGUGGUGGUCACUACGAAGGACUGCCUGGCAUCUGUGUCACGUCGUGCACAGGGGGAUGAGGGCGCCCAAUGGAUCCCGAAGACCUUUAACCUUCAGACAGAAUUGCCUCAGUUUGUCAAGCACUACCAGCAGAGAAAGAACAGAGGAGAGGAUAACCAUUGGAUUUGCAAGCCCUGGAAUCUGGCCCGUGGACUUGACACACACAUAACCAACAACCUCAACUACAUCAUCAGACAGAGAGAGAGCACCCCUAAGGUGGUUUGUAAAUAUUUGGAGGAUCCCGUCUUGUUUGACAGAGAGGAUAUAGGUUUGGUCAAGAUGGACAUUCGCUACAUGGUGCUGCUGCGCUCGGUCAACCCCCUCCGUCUAUAUGCCUACAAUGUCUUCUGGCUCCGCUUUGCCAACAAACCAUUCUCCCUCGACACCUUUGAUGACUAUCAGAAGCACUUCACAGUAAUGAACUAUGCUGAGGGAGUUGUGCUAAAACAGGUUCAUUAUGAUGAGUUCAUUCCCAUGUUUGAAAAGCAGCACCCACAAUAUCCCUGGAAACAAGUUGAGGCAGAUAUCUUUGUGGCCUUUGGUGAGCUGUUCCAGGCUGCUAGCUCCCAGCCUGCCCCCUAUGGUAUAGCUGAUUAUCCCUCUUCCAGAGCCAUCUAUGCCAUCGACCUGAUGCUGAAAUGGGACAAAACUGAACAAGGGGAGCGUAUAAUGAGACCACAAAUUCUGGAGGUGAACUUUAAUCCUGACUGUGAGCGCGCGUGCAAGUACCACCCACAGUUCUACAACCACAUGUUCCAGACACUAUUUCUGGACAACGCUGAGGAAUGUCCAGUCAGUCAGAUCGUAUAACUACUUUUUGUCCUCCAAGAAAAAUAAACUGUUUCUUAC
Molecule: messenger RNA, 2000 nt
Organism: Alosa alosa (allis shad)
Lineage: Eukaryota; Metazoa; Chordata; Actinopteri; Clupeiformes; Clupeidae
Gene: ttll12
Product: tubulin tyrosine ligase-like family, member 12
Biological process (GO): protein modification process
Source: RefSeq, a predicted model, not a curated record